AAAAAACGACCGAGGAUAAGCAGCUCUGGCACCGAUACGGAAUCUAUGGAAGCAGCCCAAGAUGGCGCCUACAUCCAAAUGACGCUAACAGAAUAUCAAAGUUUCUUAUUAAGACUUACAGCUAUCGAAGACAACACUAAAAUCCGUGAAGAACGAAUUCUUAAUCUGGAGGCUAGUCUUGACGAAGCUCAAGUUGAAAUACAAGCCUCAAAGAAACAACUCCGUGAAGUCAAUAAGACAGUGAACAACACAAAAGAUUCCCUUGAGUUCACCCAAGGCGAGCAAGAUGACCUUGUGGAACGCGUCGCAAACUGCGAAAACGAGCAGUCAACUUGUUCGGAUGAGCUGACUCAUUUAAGCAUCUAUAGUCGCCGAUGGAAUCUAAUUUUCUACAGAGUCAAUGAGUCCAAAGACGAGAAUUGUUUCUCACUGGUAGGUGACGUCUUAACCCAAAAUUUAAACCUGCCACAGGACGAAGUGUCGAAUAUGAAGCUUUGCGGUGCACACCGUCUUAGCAAGCCAAACAGAAACAGAGCCCGACCUCUCAUUGCUCGCCUCACGUUUCGUGCUGACAGAGAUCGCGUCUGGAACGCUCGUCACAGGCUGAAAAACCCGCGUAUUUCAAUGGGUGAAGACCUACCGAAGCACAUACAAGAAAUCAGGAAAAACGGUCAUAUCCCGGCGAUGAAGGAGAUAAAACAAGAAACAACUAGCCACAAAGCUACCGUCGUAGGAGAUAAGUUAGUUGUUAAUGGAAAAGUUUAUUUUCAUUAUGACGUGCCGAAGAAAUGGCUCCCUGUCAACUCUUAA
This is a messenger RNA of Porites lobata, 810 nucleotides long. Lineage: Eukaryota; Metazoa; Cnidaria; Anthozoa; Scleractinia; Poritidae. The record is from the annotation of a GenBank genome assembly.